Molecule: messenger RNA, 2280 nt
Organism: Mobula hypostoma (lesser devil ray)
Lineage: Eukaryota; Metazoa; Chordata; Chondrichthyes; Myliobatiformes; Myliobatidae
Product: interferon-induced protein with tetratricopeptide repeats 5-like
Exons: 1
Biological process (GO): defense response to virus
Cellular component (GO): cytosol
Molecular function (GO): protein binding
Source: RefSeq, a predicted model, not a curated record
UGCAGCGACACUCUGAAGGAAUCCCUGUUUGAGAAACUCUGUCAGCUUCAGUGUCACUUCACGUGGUUUCCACAGAAGGACAACACUGACUUCAGUGAUAUGAAGCUUAGAUUACAAGAUUCUAUAAAACUUGGUGUCAAAUAUCAAGCCACAUCCUACAACCAACUUGCUUUUGUAAACUGUCAGCAAGGCAACUAUGAAGAAGCAAUUCAAAAUUUAAAGGAAGCUGAAAAGAUUUGGAGACAGAACCACAAAGAUGAAUUUGAAAGAAGAAGCAUCAUCACCUAUGGAAACUUUGCCUGGGUGCAUUACCACAUGGGACAACUGACCGAGGCCCAGUUCUACCUGGACAAGCUGGAGAUGAUCUGUAAACCGCUCAGUGAUGGUCCUUGCUAUGCAGCAAUGAUCCCCGAGGUGUACGGGGAGAAGGGAUGGUCAUUGUUGAGUUCUGCUGCUGAAUACUAUGAAGAGGCAAAGGAAUGCUUUGCAAAGGCUCUGGAGCAAGAUUCUGAAAAUGUGGAAUGGAAUAUGGGCUAUGCGACUGCUCUUUAUCGUCUGGAAACUUUUUCUGGUGUUUCAGAGAAACAGGAACAGAGUCAGCCAGUGAGAUAUCUGCAUCGGGUCCUGGAGCUUAAUCCAGAUUGCACAGUGGCCGUGGUUAUGUUGGCCCUAAAGCUGCAAGAGUUCAAUGAAGCAGAGAAAGCAAAUGAAUUAGUUGAAGAAGCAUUGAAGAAGACCCCAGAUCUGCCAUAUGUGCUUCGCUAUGCAGCAAAGUUUUACAGAAUAGCACGAGCUUUCGAUAUCGCAAUAGACCUGUUGAUGAGAGCUUUAGAAUUCACUCCAAGCUCUGCCUUUGUACACCACCAAAUAGGUCUAUGUUACAAGGGAAAACUAUUGACUCUGAAAAAUACAGCAGGCAGCAAUUAUCCUGACAGUGCUCCAUUUCAGCUGAAAUCCGAGUUGAUCAAUAAGUGCAAAUAUCACUUUGAAAAUGCAUUUGAACUCAGACCAUCAUUUAUUAUUGCAAAACUGGAUUUUGCAGGAAUCUGCUUAAUAAAUAGAGAAGCAAACAGAGCAGAGGAGAUCUAUAAUGAUCUAUUGAGCUUGGAAGAUCUUGCUCCAGGUAAUAAGCAGGCACUCGCUUUACAAGUUGGAUUAUUUGAACUGCAUCACAAAAGAUCUGAAUCAAGCGCCAUCAUCUGUUUGCUGGAAGGUCUUAAAAUCCAUCAUGGAAGUAAACAAUGGAAGCUCUGUUACAGCAACUUGAGAAAGAUCUUAGGAAAACAAAUUGAGAGGAAUCCAAGAGACAGCAAAGCCUUUGGAAUUCUUGGGAUGGUGCACCAGCUGGCUGGGGAGAAGGAUGAGGCUGUUGAAUGCUUUGAAAAGGCCUUGGAAUUUGAUCCUGGCAAUGAAGAAUAUCUCAAUGCUCUUUCUGAAUUACGCCCUUCGACUUAGGCUGUAGAUACACAAAAAGAUCUGGGGAUCCUGUGCAUGUGGAAAGGUCUUUCCUUCACCAAUUCUAGCUAUUAGAGUUGACUGAUAAAAGGUGUGAUCCACUUAAUUCAUGAUUCAUUCGUGAUCUUCUGAAGGCUUUGUGCUGAAUAUUGUGACAAUACCGUCUAUAGUAUUUGCUUCUUCCAUCAGUUUUCCAAUUUCCACCUGAGAUGAAAUGACAUUAUUUCAGAUACAUCUGAUGCUAUGGCUAGAUCAGUAGCACUAGCAUGUAAACACAACUGUAAGUUCGCAGUCCUAUUAAUGCAUGGGACCAAUUUCAACUGAAUUCUGAAAUAGUCCACCAAAUUCUAGGUAAAGCAGAUUUUUGUGUGACAGCACCAAACAAGAAGUGCCAUCUGAUUCAGUUCCCAUUUUAAGAACACUUGCUCUGACCAUAAAUGAAAUGAUUUAUAAAAUAUUCUAAUGAGAAAGGAGAGUACUCAACUCCAUUUUUUCCCAAAUGAGCCAUAAACAAUUAUGACCCAGUUACGUGGAAUGUUCUAUAUUCCAGUUUACACUUGUGAUUGAUUACUAUAAACUUUCCUUACACUUUUACAUUUUUUGCUCUCAAUAAUUGCAUUCCGAUUUUGUAUGCAAAAAUAUUCCAGAUGAAACCUUUGCAACUUGUAGUAGAGUUUACGUACAGUGUUGGUUUACCUGCCACACUACUGAGUUAAAACUUCAUGGAAUUUACAGAGCAAAAGUACUAAAGUUGGCUCAAAAUGUUAAAAGUAUUAAAACUUUAUGCUUUAAAAGCAAAAAAAUUCUGGUAACAUCUUGCAGACC